AUGACAGAAAAGGAAUGGAGUGAGCUUGAGAACGCGCAGGAUGUCUCCGCUUUCUGUCACAAGUGCCUAAAAUGGGAGGGGCAUCAAUCAUGGGGGUGCCCUAACAAACCCGUGUCACAAGAGGAUAGUGACCGUGCCAGGUCGAUCUGUACUCGCAAGUCAUACUCUCGAUAUGCACGCCCUGGUGGUCAAGGUCAAGGCCAGGAGAGGCAAGGGCAAGGAGGACAACCUCCAGUGAUCAACUCACGCAUGUUCCAUAUUGACGAAGACAUGAGGGAUGACACCCCGCUGGAUGCCGAUAUUAGCACUGGCGAUUACUGCUCCCGCAUGGUCAAGCUAGUAUCCAGUGACGAGGAUGAGAUUGAAGGAACGAGAAUGCCACUCCCAACCUCCAACUACGAGGACUUCCGUACAUUAUUGAACUCACGUGCGGCAGAGGCAAAGCGCAAGGCUGCUACCGUUGAGACUACUACCGAUUCCGAUGCGCCCCCGCGCAAGAGAGAUGAGCCGAAAGGCAGAGAGAUCAUCCGCAUUCCGCGUGAAUUCCUCAAGCCCAUGGCACCAUCUCAAGCCAAAGGACAUGAACAAUGA
Saitoella complicata NRRL Y-17804 is the source of this 591-nucleotide messenger RNA. RefSeq lists its product as uncharacterized. The transcript has a single exon. The coding region runs from base 1 to 591 and encodes 196 amino acids. Lineage: Eukaryota; Fungi; Ascomycota; Saitoellomycetes; Saitoellales; Saitoellaceae. The record is from RefSeq and is a predicted model, not a curated record.